UUAACAUGUUAAAAUGAGUGUAUAAACACUUUCAGUCAGACUUCUGGGUAGCAAUUAACACAAGAUUCCUCUUCCUAUUUGCCAAACACUAUUUCUUUUAAAUCGAUUCAGGUUUUCAACCUUAUUCUUCCAUUAUACUAAGCUCCCGCACACAUUAUAUAUUCUAAAAUGGUUUUUUGUUUAACCAGUUCAUACAUUUUCUCCAUUACAAAUAAUAAAAUUUUUAAUUUAUUUUUUUUAAGAUUUAUUCAUAAAAGGUUUGAUACAGAAUACAGUGUAACAAUAAUGUCUACGUACUGCAACUGAAAUAUUGUUUGCGAAAUUAAUAUCUAAUAAGUGUCGAGCUCUUUUUAUUGUGCCAAAUAGUGAUUAGAUGCAAUGGAAUUUUCAUUUUUAAGCAAAACAAGCUAUGAUAAAGAUUGUAUAUAUAAUUCAAAUUCGCAAUUGCACAGCACGAACGCAAAUCCCAGAAUUUCUGUGCCAAAUCACAUGGCCCAUUAUAAUUUAAUAAUUGAUUCCAGCUAUAAGUUACGGGCUAAUGAGGCCGCAAUAAGAAAUUCAUUAAAUCAAGAGUCCAAUAUACUUUUUUCAAAAAUAACGAAUGUUGCCGAUCUUUAUCCUGGAACACAUAACAUUACGUCCUAUAAUUCCGGAUACCCACUUAAAUAUACUGACGAAUGUUCAAGUAUAAGCGAUAAAUCCAAACAAAGACGAAUACGUACAACCUUUACAUCAAGCCAACUAAAUGAACUAGAAAAAAUAUUUUUGGAAACUCACUAUCCAGAUAUAUAUACAAGGGAAGAAAUUGCAUCAAAAUUGCAUUUGACGGAGGCGAGAGUACAGGUUUGGUUCCAGAAUCGUAGAGCGAAAUUUCGGAAACAGGAAAGGCAUGCCGUUUAUGUUAUGAAAGAUAGUUGUAACAAAAUGGAAAGGCGGCAAGACGCAAUAUCUGGGACUCAAUGUUACGAUGUAUUAAUUCCAGAAUCUCAAAAUUCGUGCCAAAGAAAAUGUUUUUAUAACAAAAUAUAAAACAUACAAUUUAUAUUAAAAUCUCCAACCCAUUUGGGUGUAGAAGUGCAA
This is a messenger RNA of Drosophila virilis, 1080 nucleotides long. RefSeq names its product Putative homeodomain protein (gene PHDP). Gene Ontology annotation, molecular function: RNA polymerase II transcription regulatory region sequence-specific DNA binding; DNA-binding transcription factor activity, RNA polymerase II-specific. Gene Ontology annotation, biological process: regulation of transcription by RNA polymerase II. The record is from RefSeq and is a predicted model, not a curated record. Lineage: Eukaryota; Metazoa; Arthropoda; Insecta; Diptera; Drosophilidae.